AUGGCCGGCAUUGGCACCUCCGUGAUGACACCCCAUCUGGAACAAGGCAAGUGGACCCUCAGGUAGGCGAACGUUGCUCUGCUGCCUUUGCUUUUGCUUGUUCUUGUCUGCUUGCAUUCUCUCUGCAUGUAUGUGCUUGUCUUUAUUGAAAACCAAAUGAUAUUCUGUUGAAUUUCCUGUACUGCUUUUACUUUUUGCUAUUCUUGCCUUCUUGCUUUUUAUCUGCGGUCAGAUGUGAUUAUGUGUCCCACCUGAAGUAAACAAACCCCAGCCACCUGUAAUACGAGACCAGUUGUAAUAGAGGCUUUUACUGGUGGGGUCGGGGAACGCACAGGCAAGGAGGUCAAGUAGCUUUAUGCAAAAGAAAAGUUAUUGGGAAUGCUUGCUUAUACUUCGAGCGGUUGAGAAUUAGCUGCCCUAACCCCUAACCGCAACCCUUGACCAUACUCCCUAGCUCCAGCCCCAGCAGUAGUGGGUCCAGAAGGUGGGGCUACAUAAUCAUAUCUUGCCUUGUCUCUGCUUGUUUGUACUGUCCUUACUGUAAGCUAAAUGCCGUUCUGUUAAAUUUGUCUCCUCAUCGUUUAUAUUUCAGCAUUUAGUGAGCUUAAAGAGGAACGGGAAAGCUCUGCAUCCCGUCUCUCUAUCCUUCCACCCUCCACCCAUUCAGUUUACGACGAUAUCGCAGGCAGUCCCAGGUUAACUCAGGUCGUUUUCCCACUAAACACAAGUCGCGGCCCAUAGUGGAGUUCGGCAGCCGUCUGGGAAAACUGAGCAGCCCUAUUUAGGGAGAGCACUGCUCCCCCCCCAGCGAAGGGGAAGGGGCCAGAAAAGAUGCCCUAAACAAAUGCUAAGGACCCACGCCGUCUGCAGGUUGACCGUGGCAGCAGACGCAAAACUCAUGGUCGAAACAACCAGACAUGAGACAACACACUCUCUCUUCUCCCUUUCUCUUCCCACCGCUCCGCUCGCCAGACUGAUAGGAUGAGUCCGCUCACUCGGGCAGCCUAGAAUGUUCGAUUCCUUUCAGACAAUCCGGGAAGCAAGCGACCGGAACGUAAGAUGAUGCUAAUGGCUCGGAAAUUGGCGCGCUGCAAGGCGGAAAUCGCUGCGCUCAGUGAAAAUCCCUUCUCCGAUCAAGGCCAGUUUGAGGAGGUUGGCGCCGGCUACACCUUCCUAUGGAGCAGUCGUGUCAGGGCAGAGCGACGCCUUUGCCAUCCGGAAUGUUAUCGUGGGACGACUGCCCUGUCCGCCGCAAGGCAGCAUCCGUCUGCCUCUCCGGGUAGGCAAAUUCGCCAUCAUCGUCAGCGUCUGCACUACCCCGCUGACUAGUCCCGAAGCCGAAAUGGACAAAUUCUACGAGAACCUUUACGCCCUCCCCGUGUCUGUGUCGAAGACGGAUAACCUAGUUGUCCUUUGUGACUUCAGAGUCCGCGUCUGCACACACCAUGCUGCCUGAAAAGAGUGCUGCGUCCUCAUGGUCUCGGCGGCUCCAAUGACAAUGGCCUACUCUUCCUACGGGCCUGCGCGGAACACCGGCCCAUCCUGACCAACACCUUUUGGCUCCCGACGUGUGAGAAGGCCGCCUGAAUGCAGUCUCGGCCGCGACAGCGGCACCUGCUGGACUAUUUCCUCGUCCGACGGCGAGAUCAGCGAGGCGUGCUGGCGAUAAAAGCGAUUCCGGGUGCCGACGGGUGGAUCGACCACCGUCUCGUCAUCUAUAAAAUGUGUACUCGCCUACAGCUUCGCAGGAGACCUCGAGGUAAGCGACUCCCAUGUAAGCUGAAUAUUGCUUUGUUGUCGUUGCCUGCUCAUCACCAAUUCAGCAAUGAGCUAGCCCAACGGCUAGCCAACCAUCCAAUCGCCGCCUUGCUGAUAUUAACGCCCUCUGGAAACCCGGUGGUGUCAACUGGUGGACACAGUACAGUCGACGGCACUGGCCGUUCUCAGUCGCGCCAACACCAGAACCGGUUGGACGACAACAACGCCGCCAUCAACAACCUGCCUACCGAGAAGAACCGUUUACACAAAGCCUACGUCGAUCGCUCGACAGACAACAACGGGGCAGCCUUCUACCGUAGUCGCCGCCUUGUGCAACGGCGGAUGUGCAAAAUUCAGGAUGCCUGA
Spirometra erinaceieuropaei is the source of this 2124-nucleotide messenger RNA. The record is from the annotation of a GenBank genome assembly. Lineage: Eukaryota; Metazoa; Platyhelminthes; Cestoda; Diphyllobothriidea; Diphyllobothriidae.